GCUCAACCAAUCGCGCUUUUCUCCGCUUUGACGUUUCCGGUUGCUGACAGAAAGGCCUAGGAGCUAAACCAACCUUUCCAGAGCUGGCUGUCAUUACACACAGCUCCGGGAUGGUUUGAUACAGCGGUAAGUGAAAGAGGGAACGGCCCCCUCUGUGAGCAUGGCCUCGGAGCUCAAUGAUGCCAUCUUUGUAGCCAAACAGGAGCGUCACAAGAACCUGUUCCUCAACUACAGGAACCUGAACAUCUUUCCUGUUGAGCUCUUAAAAGAUGAAGGCCUGCAGUUCCUGGAAAGACUCUACAUGAAAAGAAACUCACUCACGACACUGCCUGAUAAUCUAGCACAGAAACUCCCCAACUUGAUCGAACUGUAUCUCCACUCAAACAACAUUGCCUUCAUUCCGCAAGCUAUUGGGAACUUGGCGAGGCUGCAGUCGCUGGAUCUGAGUGAUAAUGCCCUGCAGGUGAUCUGCCCCGAGAUCGGUCGCCUGCGCUCGUUACGCCACUUACGACUGUCCAACAACCAGCUGAAAUGCCUUCCACAAGAGCUGGGGUAUUUGAAGGAGCUGGAGACUCUGGACGUGUCCAUGAAUCUGUUAAGGACUCUCCCGGAGCAGCUGCACCAGUGUGUGUCUCUGCAGUGUCUGACUGCUGACCGGAACCUCCUGCAGUGCCUCCCGCGUCAGCUGUGUCAGCUACCAGACCUCAACGAGCUCUCCGUGGCUGCAAACUGCCUCAGAUCACUGCCUCUGGAUCUUGGACGAUCCAUGGAGCUGCAGUUUGUCUUCGUGGACAACAAUGUUCACCUCAAGGGCCUGCCAUCUUACCUGUAUAACAAGGUCAUCGGCUGCAACGGGUGUGGAGUUACUCCACACGUCUCUGACGUGACACAGCUUUCACUGACCAUCGGAGAUAUGAACGUGCCUCUUCCCUCUGAAGUGAAGGCUAUUGGCACGGAGGCUGACCGAGUGCUGACAUUAGAAGAGAUGGCAAUGAGAGCACUGCAUGUAGCAUACAGCAGGAACAUGAAGGGGUCAUGGGGGAGCCCGGAGCUUAUCCCAGGGAUCUUGGGGCACAAGGCGGGGGACACCCUUGACAGGGUGCCAACCCACUACAGGGCACAAUCUCUCACACAUUCACACACCCGUUCAAAGACUACAGGCAAUUUGGAAAUGCCAAUCAGCCUACAACACGUCUUUGUGGGGGAGGAAACCGGUGUACCUGGAGGAAACCCCCGAAGCAUGGGGAGAACAUGCAAACUCUGCACACAGGACAAAGACUCUGCGUUGUUGCCAACGUUCCUGCUGCCCACCAGCCUGUUCGAGCUGUUCGAGUGUCCGCUGGGUCACUGCCAUCGCUGCAGUCAGCUCAUGUUCACCAUCGUCUACCCCAAACUCUUCCGCCUCAGAGACACCGCACUGGCUGGAGUGCACAGGAGAACGACGGUGAGUUUCGUAGCAUACUGCUGCUCCAGCCAGUGUUUGCAGAUGUUUGACUUGCAGAGUUGAUAUCACCAUCUCAUCCAUCACGGGGCUGUCGUCGGGAUGUGCCACGAGAAUGUUGUGACCUUGAUCUUGAACUACAGAUUAACAGUGGACCCCUUGGACUUCCUGCUGACAUCCAAAGCAGUAAAAGUUUUAGCACCCCAUGCAAAGUUUGUACUUAUGAGCUCCUUUCAGUAGUCAGCAUUGGCACUUUCUCUCAAAAUAAGAAUAGUUACAUUUUAUGAAGUGUUUUUUUUUUUUAACUGAUUGUAACAGAAGCUCUUGAGUACCUUUCACCCAGAUGAGAAGUAUUUUUGAAUUCAGACAAAAUCCCUACUUGAUGGAAGUGUCCUGACGAUUUUCUGAACUGUAUUAUUAUUCAAGUAUUUAUUCUUAUAAGGAUUGACCUCCAUUUUGGAGAUUUUCUGUUUGAAGUGUUUGGACUGUGACUUUUAUGACUGUUCUAGACCCAAUGAAGCACUACAGAAUGCUCGAAACGGAUCGUGUACAUGCUAUUAGAGGGAUGCUGAAAAAUCAAUUUAACACAAUUUCAUCCAUACCCCAAUGAUCAACCAAGAUGUUUGGUGUCUGAUGUUUUGCCCUGGCUAAUGGUGCUAAUAAGUAAUCUAAAGGUGAGCUGUAGCUCCAAUUAAUUCUAAUGAAGCAAAUGACAGACACCAAAAAAUUUGACUGAGCGUGUACAUUGGAUUCCCCCCCCGCCUAAACCACCGAUGUCCUUUAAUAAAUACAUUAUUUGUGGCCAUAACCACAAUCUGCAUCCAAAGCCAUUCAGGAUUUUGUGUGGCUUGUCACUGAUUUUUCCAACUAAGCCUUUCCACAUGUACAUCUAACUGAAAUGAAAUGACAUUCGUCAUUAUUUAUAAAUGAAACACCGUGUUUCCAUUCAUGUCUAGUUACCUGGAGACUUAGAAACAUUAAGUAAAUAAACUUCACUGUUCAAGAACUUUUGAAUAUUGAACUGUUUUAAAUGAUACACUAUUUAUUGAGUUCAUUCAAUGCAUUAGACCGUUGUAACAUCAUAACAUUGAAAGUUGCAUUUGGCUCCAGAUUUCUGUAACUGCAAUUUAAUCUGCUCAUUACAUUCAUAUGUGAUUCUGUA
Molecule: messenger RNA, 2603 nt
Organism: Ictalurus punctatus (channel catfish)
Lineage: Eukaryota; Metazoa; Chordata; Actinopteri; Siluriformes; Ictaluridae
Gene: lrrc28
Product: leucine rich repeat containing 28
Exons: 11
Coding region: 161-1507 (448 amino acids)
Molecular function (GO): protein binding
Source: RefSeq, a predicted model, not a curated record